This is a messenger RNA of Acytostelium subglobosum LB1, 1254 nucleotides long. RefSeq lists its product as hypothetical. The record is from RefSeq and is a predicted model, not a curated record. The transcript has a single exon. Gene Ontology annotation, molecular function: protein binding. Lineage: Eukaryota; Evosea; Eumycetozoa; Acytosteliales; Acytosteliaceae. Bases 1 to 1254 code for a protein of 417 amino acids.
AUGGCACACAUUCAAGCAACAAUCAAUGAGAUCAUCAAUGAGAUCAAACAGAUCAAUCAUAUCAACAACAACAACGCUUUGAUGUUGACAACUGAUGAUGGUUCAAGUAACAACAGUAAUGAUAAUGAUGAUUGCUCAACAGAGGAAUUCACACAAUUGAUUGAAUCAAUCACAACAUGCACAUCGAUCGAUGAGUUCGCCAAGAGUGUUGCCGUUGAAGACAACCUUAUCAACAAUGACAAUCAGACACAAAUCAAUGAUCAUGAAUUAUUGUCAAUGAUCGGUCGUCAUGCCAAACACAUGAAGAUUGUACCAUACGAUAAGGUACCGCAAGCAUGUCAAAUUAACGUUGAUGUCGAGCAGCUGAGUCGCGUCAAGAAGCAGAUCGAGGCAAGCUUUGUACUCAUCAACGAAGAGGCCCAACGACACGAGUAUGAUGGCCAGAUAAUUGCAUUUAACUCAGAGGGAGGGGGUAUCUCAUCAUUCUCACUGGAGACACUCAAAUGGACACCGAUCGAGACCAAAUUUGAGGAACUACCGGAGAAUUCCUAUCACUCGUCGGUCUAUGCUCGAGGUAGCAUCUAUUCAUUCGGAGGAUUAUUCCUCCCGAACGUAUACACUCGCUACUCAUUGGCCGAGAAGAAGUUAUAUCAAUCAUACAUUGUCGGAGCAAAUGGAGGAUUCUUUAUAUCAGUUUGCUUCGAUGGCGAAAAGUACAUCUACCUCGUUGGUGGAGCCGACUUGGACAAUGAGCAAAAUAUCGUGUUAUCAUUUGAUCGCGUGGAUCGCUUUAACAUCGAGACUGAGCAAUUUCAACAUGUCGAACAACAUCUUAACUUUGGUCCUAUGGCAUACUCCACAACGUUCUUCCACAACAACUUGCUCUAUAUUGUGAAUGGAUAUGACAUUUCAUCAUUCAAUGUCCAGACUAGGGUACACACCAAGAUUACCACCCAUGAAGUCAAACAUCAUACCCACAGUUGCUACGAUGGCAUUGACAAUGUCUACACCUUAUCAAAAUCGCAGUUUACACGAUACACUCUGUCCACCAAACGUAGAUCUCAACUUCGUAGGAGUCCAAUUAAUCUGGAACAUUUGAUGUUUGUGUAUGAUGGAACCGGGGGCAUUCUAAUCAUUGGUGGCACAGGCAAGAAUCACCGAUACUCCUUUCAAGAUAACACAUGGACAUUGCUCAAUGAUAAUGAUACUGUUGUCAAACGUUUAAUGGAUGGAAUUUGUUUGAUCCGCGACUGA